AUGGCGGAUCACAAGAAGGAGCUGGAAGAAAGACUUCGUGAAGUGUGCUGUAUUGGGGAUGAGAAAAACGUUCAGCUACUGGUAGAACGGGGUGUUAACAUAAAUGCACCGAACGCCGUUAAUGGCUGGACUCCUCUGCAUUGGGCAGCAAAAAGGGGACAUGCUAAUAUUGUGAAAUACCUAAUAAAAGAGGGAGUUGAUACAUCUGUGCUUACCAAGAAAGGAGAGACCGCCGCGCAAUUAGCCAGUGACGAGACUAUAAGAAAUAUGCUUGGAGCAGACCAGAACGUAGCUGUAAACUCAAGCAACGAAGCUUUACCUAUUGUCCCGAACUACCUUCGCAAUCCCGAUUUCUUUUACACACAGAAAACUUCAAAUAAUGAGCUGACCAUGGCCGAGAAACGGGAGCACACAGAGAAAGCUGAUUUACCUGUGGUAAAUCCAGAGGGUAGUAUUACCCGCAUGUAUGAAAGAUAUGGGACCAAAAAUCAUUCACAUGAUUCAACUACUUUAGCUACUCAAAAAGAUGAUGAAUUCGUAUUAAGACUGCGAAUUGCUGAUGCAGAGGAAACGGACUUCAUCGAGGUUGAUUUUGAUAGAAGUAACAUGACAUUUCAAAAUUUCCAGGCAGUGUGUUGUGCAGAGCUAGGUAUUGAGGCAAUUAACCAUGUUCAAAAGAUAAGAAAGUUGCCAAACACAAUUGUAAGAAAUGAUAAAGACGUGAAAAGAUUGCUUUCCUUCCAGGAAUUGGAAGUGGUAUUGAAAAAGGGUGAGACAAAAUAA
This is a messenger RNA of Porites evermanni, 783 nucleotides long. The record is from the annotation of a GenBank genome assembly. Lineage: Eukaryota; Metazoa; Cnidaria; Anthozoa; Scleractinia; Poritidae.